GUCGGCUCGUAAGGGUCAAUCGGAGUUUUCCUCGUAUUGCGCUACUCAGUGCUAUCGUGUUUUUAGUCUUGCGAGGAUUUGAGUGAAAGCGCUCAGCCAGCACCCAAAGGAAAUCUCCUUCCCGUAUCUUUCUGUGGCACGAGGUUAGCUAAAACAAACCAUCCAAAAUGGACGCGAUCAAGAAGAAAAUGCAGGCGAUGAAGAUCGAGAAGGAUAACGCGCAGGACAAAGCCGACACCUGCGAGAACCAGGCGAAGGAGGCGAACCUGCGCGCGGACAAGAUCAUGGAGGAGGUCGCCGAGCUGACCAAGCGCCUGGAGCAGGUCACUCAGGAUCACGAGAAGUUCAAGGCGUCCCUCGAGCAGGCCACCAAGGACUGCGAGGAGAAGGACAAGCUGCUCACCUCCACGGAAGCCAACGUCGCCGCCCUGACCCGCAAGGUGCAGCAGGUUGAGGAGGAUCUGGAAAAGUCGGAGGAGCGUUCGUCCGCCGCUCUGUCGAAGCUGCUGGAGGCCACCCAGUCGGCUGACGAGAACAACCGUAUGUGCAAAGUGUUGGAGAACCGUUCCCAGCAGGAUGAGGAGCGCAUGGACCAGCUGUCGAACCAGCUGAAGGAGGCCCGUAUGCUCGCUGAAGAUGCCGACACCAAGUCCGAUGAAGUGUCCCGCAAGUUGGCCUUCGUUGAAGACGAGCUGGAAGUCGCUGAGGACCGUGUCAAGUCCGGUGAGGCUAAGAUCAUGGAGCUUGAGGAGGAGUUGAAGGUCGUCGGUAACUCGCUGAAGUCUCUGGAGGUCUCGGAGGACAAGGCCAACCAGAGAGUGGAGGAGUUCAAGCGCCAGCUGAAGACGCUGACCAUCAAGCUGAAGGAGGCCGAAACGCGUGCCGAGAACGCCGAGAAGAACGUCAAGAAACUCCAGAAGGAGGUCGACAGACUAGAAGAUGAACUGGGCGUCAACAAGGACCGGUACAAGUCUCUGGCCGACGAGAUGGAUUCCACCUUCGCCGAGCUGGCCGGUUACUAGGCUCCUUUCGGUUCGGUUCGGUGCCCAGCUGACCGCGUUCGCGUUCGUGCAAAAUGAUCACCAGCCUGCACGCACGAAACCGUGUCAUCCGUGCGACCGUUUACCAUGGUUCGCUUCGUGUGCUUUUGUAACGAACUUUCGAACGAUGGAAGAACCCAAGACGAGCCAAACGAACAGCCAGGAUAGGAGAGGAAAAAUCACACAAAGAACACACACACACACGAUACGUGCUAUGGAAAGAGAGAGAGAGAGAGGGAGAAAGUGUACGAACAUCUUAUACGCGAUCACCAAAACCAUCACCGUCCCAAGUGGUUAGAAAGUUCCAAGGCACCCCUUGCGCAACAUUUGAGGAGAAAGCAAACAAAAAAAGGAACACAAAAAAGCAGAAGAAAUGCCACAGUCCAUCCGCCAGAAGGUUUACUAUUGUCAUGUUGUUGUUGUUGAUGUUGUUGUCGUUGUUGCCAGUCGCCAGCAUUGAUCGCAGUGCUGCCAGUGCCGCGUCGGGGGUGGCUUUGUGGUGUCGGUUCGGUUGCGCGAUCCUUGACGCCUCGUGCGUUGAGGCGUCAGGAUCACGGGGCUGAAUGCGGCAGCCGGCAGGAAGCUAGAGAGGUGACACUGUCUUAGAUCCGGAAAAAACAAACAAACAAACAAAAGAAACACAAAAAUAACAUCACCAAACAUUUGAAGCAUGUGCAUCUUCCAACGUCUACUUUCUCUUGAUAAAUGUAUUAUUUAUAUCUUUUGAAUAAAACUAUGAGGACGGUAAAUAAUUUUAAGUAAACA
Molecule: messenger RNA, 1805 nt
Organism: Anopheles nili
Lineage: Eukaryota; Metazoa; Arthropoda; Insecta; Diptera; Culicidae
Gene: Tm2
Product: tropomyosin-1
Exons: 5
Coding region: 168-1022 (284 amino acids)
Biological process (GO): muscle contraction; actin filament organization
Cellular component (GO): actin filament
Molecular function (GO): actin filament binding
Source: RefSeq, a predicted model, not a curated record